AUGGCUGUAAUUCCGUCCUCCGUAAUUGAGGAGUUUCUUCUGACAAAUUCGUCGACCAGUCAUUUUCUGGAUGAUAAUAUUGGUAAUAUAAGCAAUUUGAGUGGCGAUGAAGCCCUUCUUCAUCAGAUUUUGAUGAAGUUCCAGCCGAAACAGAGCCCGUCCAGACUGAUUUCGGUGGGCUGGUCUAUUGCUAUUGGGGCCUUCUUUGUGUUGACCACUAUUUGCGGUUUGAUUGGCAACUUCAUGGUUAUCCUGGCAAUAUCAGCUGAUAGAGGAAUGCGAAAGAGCGCUAUGAACCUGCUCUUGUUGAACCUGGCGGUGGCUGACGUUUGUAAUCUUUUAACGAUUAUCUUAGAAUGGAGUCCGGCCAUGAUAUACGGAUAUCCAGCCUGGGAUUUUCCCGCGUUCUUGUGUCCCAUGACGCGAUAUUUGGAGUGUUCUUUUCUGUUCGCGUCCAUCUUGACCCAGUCGAUGGUGUGCGUGGAGAGGUAUGUGACAGUGGCCAAAAUAAAUUUUUUCUUCGCAGAUUUAUCGCCAUUGUCUUUCCAAUUCAUGCUCGCCAAUUCUGUACGAAACAGAAUGUUAUCUCUAUGGUGGGAGUUAUCUGGUUUGCUGCCUUUUCCUUCUCUCUACCGUAUGCUCUCGCCCAUGUAAAACCUCCGAAAUGUAAGUUUGGAAGGUAAAAAAUACAAAAAUGGCCCCUCUACCGUCAGUGUAACAUAUUUAGCCAUCAAAUGCACAAACACAUACGAAGCAAAGACGAUUUGGGUGUUAUAUAAAUGGUUUGAGUUCAUGACCGCAUACACAAUCCCCUGCACUGUGAUGGUUAUAUUGUAUGGGAAGGUGGCUUGUGUUUUGUGGGCGAAGAAUUCGAUGUUACAUGUUCCUGACACGAGAUCGAUGAGCGACGAGCGACAACGUGGGGAGCCUCUGUACAUCAGGAGGAGUGUGAUCAAAAUGCUAGUGGCCUGUGUUCUUUUAUAUUUUAUGUGUUACUCCCCUAUCCAAGGUGUUUUUAUCGCCGGGUAGGUCCGUAAUUCGUAAAUGGUCGACGACUUGCUUUAGUGCGAUGUUUGGGCCAUCUAGUCGGCCUCCAUAUCAAGUCGUGUUACUGUUGAAUGCCCUGGCAGUGAUGUGUAGCGCGUGCAAUCCUUUAUUAUACACCUUGUUCUCGCGCAAAUUCAGGACGAGGAUGGCAUUUAUUCUGACAUGUGGGAGGCAUGGAUCCUUUAACUCCAGGAGCGAGGCCUUGUAUUCUGUCAUCAAACUGAAUCGAGUAGGUCAAUUUGAGCUCGAUUAUUACUUUCUCUCUGGGUCGUUACCUUUCAUUUGGGGCAGAUCGGGUAUUGGCCCAAUACGGACGUAUAGCCAAUCUUGCAAAAUUGUUUAGCCAGCAAGCCAAUGAGUUGAAAUUACGGCCAAUUUUUUAUAAAUGGCUAACCAAAGUGUAGUAUCAUGGCUUUGAAGUCUCAAAAAUUGCUAGCCCAAAUGUUGGAAUGGGCCUCAAACAGUAUUAAUUACACAUUUUUUGGCUAGCUUUUUUGAGACUUCAAAUCCAUUCUUAUGCUUAUGAAGGGUAACCCUCCGGGACUUUUUAUGUCCGCAACACCUCCAGCCUUAAUUCCUUUCCCAAGAUUUUGAUUAAAAACCUUGUUUCCCAGCUAAUAUAAUAUAAAACAAGAAUACAUAUUUUAAUUAACACCGGUUUAGAACAAAUCUAGUACCGAAAACGAUAAGGAAUUGGAUCAAUUUGAGAUCCUGUUGCUGAAGGGGAACCAGCGUCGACGAAAUUCAUCAAUUCCUUUCGAAUAA
Molecule: messenger RNA, 1812 nt
Organism: Bursaphelenchus xylophilus (pine wood nematode)
Lineage: Eukaryota; Metazoa; Nematoda; Chromadorea; Rhabditida; Aphelenchoididae
Source: the annotation of a GenBank genome assembly